AUGGACGAACCGCUGUCGCCAAUGGAGACAUCAGAGCUGACAGCACUGGCCCCUGUCCAGGUUCAGCACAGAGCAGACAGGCUGAGCGGAGUAUUAGCUCAAUGUCUGCAGGGCACAACUCUCACAACUGCAACUGAAGAGCUGACAAGUUCUGCCGAUGAGCCCGGAGACAGCAGAAAGAAUCUGCAGGGCAAUCAAGCGCACUGCCAGCCCGGCCUCACUGCUCACAAAUCCAGAGGCUGA
Knipowitschia caucasica is the source of this 243-nucleotide messenger RNA. The record is from the annotation of a GenBank genome assembly. NCBI's taxonomy places the organism in Eukaryota, Metazoa, Chordata, Actinopteri, Gobiiformes, Gobiidae.